Megalops cyprinoides (Indo-Pacific tarpon) is the source of this 655-nucleotide messenger RNA. It is a transcript of the gene dnajc12, whose product is annotated as DnaJ (Hsp40) homolog, subfamily C, member 12. Lineage: Eukaryota; Metazoa; Chordata; Actinopteri; Elopiformes; Megalopidae. Bases 91 to 621 code for a protein of 176 amino acids. Gene Ontology annotation, cellular component: cytoplasm. The transcript is spliced from 5 exons. The record is from RefSeq and is a predicted model, not a curated record.
AACGUGAACGACAGUAUACGAGUAAUCGCUCUUGGUCGUUUUGUACUUCAGCUAAUUGACGAGUGUUCUCCAAACUGACACUGUUUGCAGAUGGACGCAAUUUUAAAUACUAAGAUGGAGGACUUGGAGGACUAUUAUGGAUUGCUGGGGUGUGAUGAAUUAUCGUCGGCUGAACAGAUUCUGGCUGAGUAUAAGCUAAGAGCCCUGGAGUGCCAUCCAGAUAAGCACCCUGAUAACCCCAAAGCAGUGGAAGACUUCCAGAAAUUACAAGAAGCCAAACACAUUUUGACCAAUGAAAACAGCAGGAAAAGUUAUGACUUUUGGAGACGCAGUAAAGUGACAGUACCUUUUCGUGACUGGCAAGCCCUCAGUGACUCGGUCAAAACUUCCAUGCAUUGGGCUGUUAGAACAAAGAAGGAACCGAUGCUGGAGGGAUCAAAGGACACAUUCCCAUGCAGCCGUCAGCAUGCAGUCAGGCAGACUGAGGAGGACUCUUCGGCUCAGUCACAGUGCCCUCUCACACCACACUCUCAUAGUGAGAAGUACUGCCAUCUGCAUUUCCGGUGGUCAGCUGAUACUCCAUCUGCCCUUUUGAAGAAAUUCAGAAAUUAUGAAAUAUGAUACACUGCCAAGAUUAAAAAUAUAUUAUUUUUCU